AGAAGAAAAAAAAAAUUCAGUUGUCAAGAAGAAGCACCAUGCUGAGCAACAAUUUGAUCUUUUCGAGCGUGUUCAUUAUUUUGGCCCUGUGCCAUACGAGCGUAGCUCAACGUAACUCAUGCGUUGAUGGCUACUCGUGUGUCAGUUUGGAAAAAUUUGUAUAUUGCGAUGAUGCGUCGGCAGAGCCAAUGUCGUGUCCGAAAGUAGGACCAGCUCAGACCGUGUGCUUUGGCGGCACAGUGGGCUUCGGAGAAUCUAGUGACGAGGCUGGCCCUUGCCUGAAGCAGCCAACUUGUUCCCAGGAUGGUACAUUUUCAGUCGCAAGCACUACAGGAGGAGCAAAAAUUCCCGAGCUAUGCAGCGCUUAUUACAAGUGCAGUCGGACUGGUUUGGAAACCAACAUCUGCGAUUCUGGUUCAGAGUUCAGUUCUAAGACGGGCAAGUGCGAGCCCGCCAACUUGGCCGGGUGCAGCAUUCGAUCUUCUGGAGGCACCUCAGCUGUCACAGAGACCGUCACUAAAGAUCCCAACCAAGACAUUCUUGAGACCAAAGCGCCGAACCCAAAACCGGCUUCAACGACUAAAGCGCCGCCAGAUUUCAUUCCUGCUGAAGACAUUGACUACUCAUACCCUGACUACGAGGAAACCGGAGGUGGAGGUACUGGUGUUGGUGGUGGUGGUUCCUCCACCCCUUGCAGGAGGUUUAGAAAUCCCGAUCCUUCCAGCUGCAGGCAUUACAUUUUAUGCACUCGGCUCUUUGGAACGAUGCGUCGGGCCUGCCCUCAGAAUUUGUAUUACAACGAGGCAUUGCGAGUCUGCACCCGCAAUGUUGACUGCGGUAAAAGGAAAAAGUAAAGCUCAAUCUUGCCAAGUGUAUUUUUAACCAAACUGAAAAAUAUUAUUUAAUAAAAAUUAUUUAUUCUUCGUUGAAAUUAUAUAUUUUAAGAUUUUUAUUUAUCUGGAAAGCUCACCUAGAUUUAAACGAUACAACAACUUACUACGUAUAGAAUUAAUCACAAAGCAAAUAUUUGCAAACGAGAGUGAUUUAUUUCUUAACUAUGUGGUGUGUGUGCCACUUUCCUGAGUAAAAAUUCGGCUCCAUUAUACUGUCGGAGAUAGCAGAGGUUCAAACUCCAGCCUUGAUAGCCUUCAGUUUUGCUUUCAGAGUUUUCUAUGGAAGUUUCCUUAGUGAGAAAUAAACAAUAUCAAACAGAAAAUAAAUACCAUUCCCUCCUCGGUGCUUUCAAUCAAGCCGCUGAGCAUGGCUUGGUUAUUUUGUCUCUCCUUCGUCAUCGCCUCCUCACGGGCCAGCCUGUAAAAUGCCAGGCGCUUUUCCGCGCGCCGCAGUUUCUCAGUAGCAUCUUG
This is a messenger RNA of Neocloeon triangulifer, 1364 nucleotides long. RefSeq lists its product as uncharacterized. Lineage: Eukaryota; Metazoa; Arthropoda; Insecta; Ephemeroptera; Baetidae. Bases 39 to 854 code for a protein of 271 amino acids. Gene Ontology annotation, cellular component: extracellular region. The transcript is spliced from 4 exons. The record is from RefSeq and is a predicted model, not a curated record. Gene Ontology annotation, molecular function: chitin binding.